AUGGCUUCACAGCUGGACUUUGCGGCGCGGAGGAGACGCGAACCCCCAGCGCGUGAACCCCAUUCCCAUGCCAACGGCGGCGGGUCCGUACCCAACGGCACAGUGUCGCAGUCGCAGUCGAAAUCAAAGUCGACGCCCUCCCCACCCUCGUCGACGACGCUCUCAAUCCUCCAGAUCUGGGCCCCAACCCUGCUCCUCAUCUUCGGUGGCUGCUGCUCCAACGUCUACACGCUCGAGGCCCUGAUAUCUACGUCCCCAUCCUCCGGCAGCCUCCUGACCGCCUCCCAAUUCCUGCUCGUCUCCCUCUUCACUCUGCCGCGCCACUUCUCGCCCUCGCGAGGCGCACGCAACCUGUUUCUCAAGGAACGCAACAUCCCGCUCCGCAAAUGGGUCAUCUACACGGCGUAUUUCCUGAGCAUCAACAUCCUGAACAAUACGGCGUUUCGGUACAAGAUUGGGAUCCCGCUACAUAUCAUCCUGCGCAGCGCGGGGCCCGUGACGAGCAUGCUGGCCGGCAGGAUCGUCAAGGGGCGGAACUACCCCGCGCAGAAGGUGGUGGCCGUGGUCUUGCUGUUUGCGGGCGUGGUGGUCGCGGCGUUUAGUGACGCGGCGGCCAAGCAGAGCAGGAGCGCCGCAGUACUCGAGGACGACGGGGCAGACGCAUCCGCAUGGUCCCAGGCCCCCGGGUUCGCGCUGCUCGCGUCCGCCCUCGUCCUCUCGGCCUGCAUGGGCCUCUACUCGGACGACAUGUACGCCACGCACGGCCGGUCCAGGGACAUCACGGCCGAAACGCUCUUCUACAGCCACGCCAUGUCACUGCCUUGGUUCCUCGGGCAGAUCCGACCGCUCACAUCCGACUUCGUUGGCUUGAUGGCCUUUCCGGUCCCCGGCCCCGUGCAGUCGAAGGCGGCGGCGGCAACGCCAUCAUCUCUAUUCGCUACCACCCCCGCGGCUCUUCUCGACCGCGUGGCCUCAACAAUACUCCUCCCGCGCCCGGUUUUACUUCUUGCAGCCAACGCGGCGACGCAGCUGCUCUGCAUCGUCGGCGUGAACAGGCUGUCCGCCCAGUCGUCCUCCCUGACGGUCAGUAUCGUGCUGAACAUCCGCAAGCUCGUCAGCCUGGUGCUGAGCAUCUGGCUGUUUGGGAACGACUUGCCGGGGGGAGUGCUGCUCGGGGCGGCUGUCGUGUUUGUAGGGGGCGGAUUGUAUGCUUUGCCUGCGCGGGAGGUGAACAACACCCACGACAAGGAGAAGACGAAAUGA
This is a messenger RNA of Cladophialophora yegresii CBS 114405, 1263 nucleotides long. RefSeq lists its product as uncharacterized. The transcript has a single exon. Gene Ontology annotation, biological process: transmembrane transport. The record is from RefSeq and is a predicted model, not a curated record. Gene Ontology annotation, molecular function: UDP-N-acetylglucosamine transmembrane transporter activity. Lineage: Eukaryota; Fungi; Ascomycota; Eurotiomycetes; Chaetothyriales; Herpotrichiellaceae. The coding region runs from base 1 to 1263 and encodes 420 amino acids. Gene Ontology annotation, cellular component: Golgi membrane; endoplasmic reticulum membrane.